Loxodonta africana (African savanna elephant) is the source of this 1200-nucleotide messenger RNA. RefSeq names its product putative MAGE domain-containing protein MAGEA13P. Gene Ontology annotation, cellular component: nucleus. The record is from RefSeq and is a predicted model, not a curated record. NCBI's taxonomy places the organism in Eukaryota, Metazoa, Chordata, Mammalia, Proboscidea, Elephantidae. Bases 247 to 1200 code for a protein of 317 amino acids. Gene Ontology annotation, biological process: negative regulation of transcription by RNA polymerase II. The transcript has a single exon.
AGUCCUGGGAGCCAUUUCACUUUUCUUCUCCAGGUUCUUAGGGAAUAGAUCAGCCAGGACAGGAAACCUGUGAGGCCCUAGAAUGCCACCUAAACAGAAGAGCAGUAAGUCAGCUUUUGUCAGAGCUGCCAAGGUUGAAUUUCUCAUCUGAGGCCACUCAUACUCUCCCUCUCUCCGCCAGGCCAGUGUGCCCUCAUUGCCCAUUCUCCUACCACACCCCUGCCUGCCGCCCUUGGCAGAGUCAUCAUGCCUCACGGUCGCAGGAGUCAGAGCGGCAAGGCUGAGCAACGCCUUCGGACCCGAAGUAAGAGACGCGGCCUGAUGUGUCCAAGGCUUCCGGUGAUUCUAGAAGAGGAGGAACUCUUCGCAGAGGAGGUGCCUGCUGUUGAGACACUGAUUAUGCCCCAGAGUCCUCAGAGAGCCUGCUCCUUCUCAGCUGCCAUUGCAGCUGCUCCACCAAGCAAACCAUAUGAGGGUCCCAGCAGCCAAGAAGUUCCAGGCACCUUACGUGUCUUACCAGGCAUUGAGGCCUUGAGCUGCGAUGCGCUAGACAAGAAGGUGGCUGAUUUGGUGCAGUUCUUGAGCAUCAAGUAUGUAACGAAGGAGCCCAUCACAGAGACAGAAAUGCUGAAGGUGGUCAUCAGAGAGAACAACGAUCACUUCCCUGUGAUCUUCAAGAAAGCCUGUGAGUGCAUGGAAGUGGUCUUUGGCAUCAGUGUGGAGAAAAUGGACCCCAUGGGCCACUCUUACAUUCUCGUCAAAACGCUAGACCUCACCUACGAUGGGAUGCUGAGUAAUGACCAGGGCAUGCCCAAGACUGGCGUCCUGAUACUUAUCCUGGGCGUGAUCUUCAUGGAGGGCAACCAUGCCUCUGAGGAGAAGAUCUGGGAAGUGCUGAAUAUGAUUGGGGUAUAUUCUGGAAGCAAGGAUUUCAUCUAUGGGGAACCCGGGAAGCUCAUCACCAGAGAUUUGGUUCAGGAAAGGUACCUGGAGUACCGGCAGGUGCCUAAUAGUGAUCCUGCCUGCUAUGAAUUCCUGUGGGGCCCAAGAGCCUAUGCAGAAACCAGCAAGAUGAAAGUCCUGAAUUUUUUUGCCAAGGUCACUGGGACUUACCCUAGUUCCUUCCCAUCCUUGUAUCAGGAGGCUUUGAGAGAUGAGAAAGAGAGAGCCCAGGGAAGAAUUGCCACUGUGGCAAGUUAA